CAGGGACGGGGGAGCCUGGUGGGCUGCCGUCUAUGGGGUCGCACAGAGUUGGACAUGACUGAAGUGACUUAGCAGCAGCAGCAUACAAUGAAAAAUCUGCCCUUACACAUUUUGUUAGAGACUUGUCCAUUCAUGAUCAGGAAAGCAGUGAGCACCUGCAGUGGGAGACUGGAAGUUCAUAUUUAAAGUCUUUCAAUCCUGUUUACCUCCAUUUGGGCAGACAAGUAAAAGCCACCUUAAGAGACGUGUAUGUGUGUGUGUUUUAUAAUAUACAGACUUUAUAUUUUAGUCAACUUGAUUGCCUUCAUAAAAAAUUAAAUUGCCCCAUCUUUAAAUAGAAAUAUUCACAAAGGAAAGUAUUAAGUGAACUACUUUUUAUAGGCGAUAGACUCAGUCUACAUUUAGUUUUUUAUUUUAAAUAACUUAUUUUUACCAAAUUACCAAGUGUGAGCCUUUAUCUUAAAUAACUUAUUUUUUUCCAAAUAACCAAGCGCAAGCCUUUGAAUCCAACAUUGGCCAGAGUCAGUGGCAAAAACAGUCUAACAACUCAUUCAUAUGUUCUCUUCUCCACAGGGCUCCAGUUUAUUUCCUACUGCCUACUAAACCUCACCACCUAAAAGGUAUCUUCCAGCUGCCUCUUCCACAAGGCAGACCUCUAGGAAUGAAGGAAAAGGUGCUGAGUGCAGGAAUUUUUCAAAUAGAAACUAAUUGCAGCAUUUCCACUUGACCAGCAUUCAUAGGAAUGAAGACAAUCACAGAGAUGGUGUAUCUAAGAAAUUUCAAAAGGUGUAGGCCUCCCGAUUGAAGUACAGUCACCUUACUGGAUUCCUUUUUUUUCAUUAUAUUUCUGUCCUCCUACAAGGGAAAGCCAUGAUUACACUAACAGAGCUAAAAUGUCUAGCAGACGCCCAGUCAUGUUAUCACAUCCUGAAGCCGUGGUGGGACGUCUUUUGGUAUUACAUCACCCUGAUCAUGCUGCUGGUGGCCGUGCUGGCUGGAGCUCUCCAGCUGACACAGAGCAGGGUUCUGUGCUGUCUUCCCUGUAAGGUGGAAUUUGACAAUCACUGCGCCGUGCCUUGGGACAUCCUGAAAGCCAGCGUGAACGCAUCCUCCGAUGCCGGGAUGCCCCUUCCGCUGCCCCUCAGAAUCCAGAACGACCUCCACCGACAGCAGUACUCCUACAUUGACGCCGUCUGUUACGAGAAGCAGCUCCACUGGUUCGCCAAGUUCUUCCCCUACUUGGUGCUCUUGCAUACGCUCAUCUUUGCAGCCUGCAGCAACUUCUGGCUUCACUACCCCAGCACCAGUUCCAGGCUCGAGCAUUUUGUGGCCAUCCUGCACAAGUGCUUCGAUUCUCCAUGGACCACCCGCGCCCUGUCAGAGACGGUGGCUGAGCAGUCAGUGAGGCCCCUGACCCUCUCCAAAUCCAAGGUUCUGCUCUCGUCCUCAGGGUGCUCAGCCGGCGACGUGGAUUCCAACAAGCAGUCAUUGCCCUACCCACAGCCUGGCUUAGAGUCAGCUGGCAUAGAAAGCCCGACCUCUAGCGUCCUGGACAAAAAGGAGGGUGAACAGGCCAAAGCCAUCUUUGAAAAAGUGAAAAGGUUCCGCCUGCACGUGGAGCAGAAAGACAUCAUCUACAGAGUGUACCUGAAACAGAUCAUAGUCAAAGUCAUUUUGUUUGUCCUCAUCAUAACUUACGUUCCGUAUUUUUUAACCUACAUCACUCUGGAAAUUGACUGUUCAGUGGAUGUGCAGGCUUUUACUGGAUACAAGCGCUACCAGUGUGUGUACUCCUUGGCAGAAAUAUUCAAGGUCCUGGCUUCGUUUUACGUCAUCUUGGUUAUACUUUAUGGUCUCACCUCGUCUUACAGCUUGUGGUGGAUGCUGCGGAGCUCUCUGAAGCAAUAUUCCUUUGAGGCACUGAGAGAAAAAAGCAACUAUAGCGACAUUCCAGAUGUCAAGAACGACUUCGCCUUUAUCCUCCAUCUGGCUGAUCAAUAUGACCCGCUUUACUCCAAACGCUUCUCCAUAUUCCUGUCAGAGGUCAGUGAGAACAAACUGAAACAGAUCAACCUCAACAAUGAAUGGACGGUCGAGAAACUAAAAAGCAAGCUUGUGAAAAAUGCCCAGGACAAGGUAGAACUGCACCUUUUCAUGCUAAACGGUCUUCCCGACAAUGUCUUCGAGCUGACGGAAAUCGAAGUGCUAAGCCUGGAGCUGAUCCCUGAGGUCAAGCUCCCCUCUGCGAUCUCGCAGCUGGUCAGCCUCAAGGAGCUCCAUGUGUACCACUCGUCCCUGGUAGUCGACCACCCCGCCCUGGCCUUUCUAGAGGAGAAUUUAAAAAUCCUCCGCCUGAAAUUUACUGAAAUGGGGAAAAUCCCACGCUGGGUGUUUCACCUGAAGAAUCUCAAGGAGCUUUACCUGUCAGGCUGUGUGCUGCCUGAGCAGGUAAGCACCAUGCAGCUGGAGGGCUUUCAGGACCUGAAAAACCUGAGGACCCUUUACUUGAAGAGCAGCCUCUCCCGGAUCCCGCAAGUUAUCACGGACCUCCUGCCUUCACUGCAGAAGUUGUCCCUAGAUAACGAGGGGAGCAAGCUGGUUGUAUUGAACAACCUGAAAAAGAUGGUCAAUCUGAAAAGCCUGGAGCUGAUCAGCUGCGACCUGGAACGUAUUCCACACUCCAUUUUCAGUCUGAACAAUUUGCAUGAGUUAGACCUCAGAGAAAAUAACCUUAAAACUGUGGAAGAGAUCAUUAGCUUUCAGCACCUCCAGAAUCUUUCCUGCUUAAAGUUGUGGCACAAUAACAUUGCUUAUAUUCCAGCCCAGAUCGGGGCAUUGUCUAAUCUAGAGCAGCUCUCUUUGGACCAUAAUAACAUUGAGAACCUGCCCCUGCAGCUUUUCCUAUGCACCAAACUACAUUAUUUGGAUCUAAGCUAUAACCACCUGACCUUCAUUCCAGAAGAAAUCCAGUAUCUGAGUAAUUUGCAGUACUUUGCUGUGACCAAUAACAACAUUGAGAUGCUUCCAGAUGGGCUGUUUCAGUGCAAAAAGCUGCAGUGUUUACUCUUGGGGAAAAAUAGCCUGAUGAGCUUGUCGCCUCACGUGGGUGAGCUGUCGAACCUUACUCAUCUGGAGCUCAUCGGUAAUUACCUGGAAACACUUCCUCCUGAACUAGAAGGGUGUCAGUCCCUAAAACGGAGCUGUCUGAUUGUUGAGGAGAAUUUGCUCAAUACUCUUCCUCCCCCUGUAACAGAACGUUUGCAGACAUGCCUGGAUAAAUGUUGACCUAAAGAGAGAAUAAUUUUUAAAAGUACAUUCCAGGGCUUUAAAUGGGAACUAAAAUUUCCUAGGUUAUAAAGAUGAACAAUGGAUAAUUAUCACUAACUAUAACCAAAUGUCUUAUUAUAAUAAGGCAACUCAGUGUCUAAAUUAAACAGGUAAAAAGUAUUAACACUGAAACAAAGUUUUGUGAAUAAUUGAUCUUUAACUUAUGGAGAUAUAAGAAGUGUACACUUGGAGGGUAGAAUGGGGCCGUGAAAUUAUUGAAUCUGCAGUUUUUAUCUUUUGAAGAUGAGAUAUAACUUACUUGCAUACUUGUUUUAACUGACUUCCUGUUUUGAUAUUUAUCACCUAGGCCAUAAACUCAUCAACAUAAAUUCCCUUGAGGUACACUCAGCACUGUCUUUGAUUUAUGUUCUUAAAUACUUUUAGGCAGGAUGCAUUGCGCUUGGCAGAGUUCCUCCUUGGCUUAAUUUUUACUUCCUGCCCCAGCUUGUUUGAGUCUUCCUUCAUCUGAUUUUCUCUUAGCAACAGUGAUGAACCCUGAGAAGUGCCUGCCUGUGGCCUUUGCAUAGAACAGAAGCAGGUAUUUAGGAUAAGUCAUCCUUGGGCCAUCCUGAAAUUUUAAUGUAUCCUCUGCAAUUUCUUCUUGUAUAUCAUCAGAGCCUUUUUUAUUUGCUACUAAUUUUUAUAUCAAAUGUAAAACAUAUAAAUGUUUUCUAUUGUGUAAUCUUGGAUUCAAAAUCUGUGAGAAUAGUUUUUGUAAGGUACAGAGAACACAUCCUUUUCUUUAAGAACUUACUAUUAAUAUACUUGGUUUCGGCUGCUUACGAGUCUCACGUUUGUGCGCACUUGGCUCCAAAAUGUUUUUGUAGUCUGCAGCUAAUUAUUUCUGGAUAACAAAAGCCUUGUGUUUUCAUGCCCUAAAAUAUUUGGGGGUUUCCUUCCAAGAGGAUGGCCACAUCAUCUACCUCUCUCUUCCCUAGUUGCUGUGCUAUUGUACGGGUAACCAUUCUUAAUUACUUCAAAAACUGUGAUGGAGGGGAGAGGUACAGAUUUGGAUCUAUAAAACUGAUUUUUAAACACUCUGUAGAAAUUAAGUAAAAGUUAAACAAAAUACUUUCUUCUCCAUCUGCAUGAUCUCUAGAUAGGAUUAUAAUGUGAAACACUCUGCCUCUAUUCAUUGUUUAAUAUGGGUUCUCAAAGCUCACAAAGAAAUAGAUCUAAUUAACUGAAAUUCAUCUCAUGUCUUUGUCUAACUUUUCUGGAAUACAUUUUGCUCUUUUUUUUCAAUAAAGAGUUUUGUGUUUGGCUUUUUAUUAUCAUGCAUAUUGUAAAAUGAAUAAAGCUGACUGACUCAUUUUGGGGAAAUGUACAUUUUUGAUGUGUUUUUCUCUGUGUCUAGGCAUUGUGAUGCCAUUUCAAACUAUGAAAUAAUCUAUUAACUGCACCUCGACAAAACUGGAAAACACUAUGGGUAAAGAGUACUGUAAACAUGGAAUUGUGAUGUAUGGUAUGUUUUUCCCCUUGCUUUGUCCCUUCCAGAAGGAUGAAAAUGAGUUUUUAAAUUAUGGCCAAAUGUAGCUUCCCUCACCUGCCACACACCUUUGAUCUUACAUUCAGAGAAAAGAACUGUUCACAUCAAAUAAAAUUUGAGUAAUAGCUAUAAAAAACAUAAAACACCAAAAGCUGCCUAAAACACUGCUGUUUAUUCUAAAUGAGGAGGAACAAUGUAAAAAUGCAAUUCUUACCAAAACUUGCCUUUAGUCAGAACAUUCAAGCUCUCAGGGACCCAGGCAUAACUGAUGAAACUUUCUUCUAGACUUCAGAAAACAGAGUCUGACUCUAUCUAGGUUUUUUGUUAUUUUAAAUCUUUUUAAUGUGAGAUCAUUGUCAUUUUAAUGUUUCCCAUCUGUGUUGCACAGUAGAAUUGUCAUGUGUACCAAUUCCAGUGUUUGGAACAUGAAUAUGAUACAUGGAAAUAUGUUCAUUUUGGGUCAUAUAAUUACUCAUAAUGUGUAUGAAAAACAAAUUUCAGAUUUACUACCAUUUCCCUGGGGUUUCCCAGGUGGCACAGUGGUAAAGAAUCUCCUGUCAAUGCAGGAGCCGUGGGUUCGAUCCCUGGGUUGGGAAGAUCCCCUAGAGGAGGAGAUGGCAACCCACUCCAGUAUUCUUGCCUGGAGAAUCCCAUGGACAGAGGAGCCUAGCAGGCUACAGUCCAUAGGGUCGCAAAAAGUCGGACAUGACUGAGCGGCUGAGCACGUACACACCAUUCCCCUGACAGUCUACAGCCCCUCCUGGCUAGUCACCAGGUUCUGUUCACCUGCAAAAGGCACUAGCUAAAUCUUCCUUAUCACCUGUCUACAUUUCUGGAAGCAAAUUACUAUCAUAAUGAGUUUUGUAAGCUGCUUUCCAAACACAAGAAUUUGGUUACUAGUGCAAACUCCUUUCAAGUUAACUUUUUUUUUAAUUUUAUUUUAUUUUUUAACUUUAUUGUAUUGGUUUUGCCAUAUAUCAACAUGAAUCCGCCACAGGUAUACACGUGUUCCCCAUCCUGAACCCUCCUCCCUCCUCCCUCCCCAUACCAUCCCUCUGGGUCGUCCCAGUGCACCAGCCCCAAACAUCCAGUGUCAUGCAUCAAACCUGGACUGGCGACUUGUUUCAUAUAUAAUAUUAUACAUUUUUAUUUCAAUCCUAUUCACCAGUGUUUAGGUAGCUUUGGGAAUGAUGUAACACAGAUGCCAUGAACUCUGAGACCACCACUUAACAAACCUGUGGUGUUUGCCAACUUUAAUGCAAUAUUGGAGCAGAACUUCAUUUUGAAAGAGAGUUUUCAAAGAAGCAAAUGAAGUUUAUUCAAUUAUAAUUUUGAGACCAGUUGACACUUGCUUUCCAAGAAUGUGUACUGCACUUUCCAAAAAAUAAAUAUGGAUGUUAUUCAGAACAAAGUUGAUGGCUUAUGCUAGACUAGAUGCAUUUAUUUACAUACACACACACAGAUACACAAUGAUGAGCCUGCAUGCACAUCCCUAUGUGUACAAAAUUUAUUCGUUUUGAAUAUGUGUAAUAUUUUUCCAAAGUUGCAAGUGGUUGUAGGUUAAUGCUAAAAUAUUAAUUCUUUUUUAUUCCUUACUUGUAAUCAUGGAGUGCUCUAUUCUCUUAGCUAUAAUAUUAAAGUAAAAAGAAAUGAAAAUGAAAGUCACUCAGUCGUAUCUGACUCUUUGCAACCCCAUGGACUAUACAGUCCAUGGAAUUCUCCAGGCCAGAAAACUGAAGCAGGUAGCCAUUCCCUUCUCUAAGGGAUCUUCCCAACCCAGGGAUCAAACCCAGGUCUCCCAAUUGCAGGCAGAUUCUUUACCAGCAGAGCCACCAGGGAAGCCCAAGAAUACUUAUUAAAAGAAAACCAAAUGCUCAGACUUGGUCAGCAACCUAAGUGGUUUUGACCCUAAUGUACAUUAAGGUCCAUCUCUGUAGCACACAGAUGAGGUGUUUUCAUUCUUCAUCCUUCGUCUUCAUUUUCUCCUGAUACCACCAUGUUUCACUGUCACUUAGCAAAUGUUUGUGUUAAACAGGGUAAACAGAGAUGCCAAGAUCUCAUCGUUGUGGCAUAGCGCCAGUGUAUGUGCUGUGGGGAGCUGUUAUCUGUAUAAAAUUAUUGUUUGAUAGUGGAAAUAUUUGUUUCUGUUCUUCAGGUGUCUCAUGAUUUAAAUUUUGUAUGUUGAAUUAAAAUAUUGCAUAAUAUUGAUGGGUUCAAAACCAUUAAAAUAAUCAAACAAUUAUUCUGUGGGUUUAGUUUUAUUUCCUUGUAUUUUCAAUCAAAUACUCUUUCCAUCUUCACUUUCUUGUAACGUCCCAUCCACAUAAGCUAUUUUGUUUUCCUUCUCUGCUCACCCACCUCCUUAAAUUGAUAUAGUAAUAGAAUAUAUUUGUGCUAGAGAACUUGAAAUACUACUGGAGCAUGUAUUUAUUUGGGGGGAAGCCAAAGCCUAUAAUUAUGCCUAAUUGAAUUGUUCUACUCAACCCAUCCUUGCAGUGUUCAGAGCUGAUCCAGUGAUUCUUCAUGCAUACCAAUAUAACAGAGAGAAUGAGAAUAUAACUGUAAAUCCACUUUGUUUUCAGGAACUGUAUAUUGCAUCAGAAUCUGUGUUUAUUUCUUUCUAGAAACAAGGAAGUCUGGUCUGGGGAGGAGUUAUUUUGUACCCUGGUUUGAAUUAUGAAGACAUUAUAUACAUGAAAUGGCCUAAACUAAUAACUGUUGCAAAAUGCCCUGGAUAUGAUCAAAUAAUUUCUUCAGCUGUAUCUGAAAAGCUGAAGCAGUGCAAAGAAACCAGUUUAACUGGUUUCUUCCUGCCUCUGGUCCAUCACUUCUACAUCCACUGAGACCUAUCUACUAAGUACCUUCUGGUAAUGAACUACAUUUUCCUCACCUUUUUAAAUAUAUGAACAAUUCCAUCAAAACCUAAAGUAUUAGCAUAGAAUAUAAGAGCCAAAGUACUGAGUUGAGAUGGCUUCCGAUUGAACAGAAUUCAUAUUUAAAUUUUGCAUUUGACUUCUAUAAUACACUACGGCUGAGAAAAACAAUUAGGAAUGCCUCCUGCAUGUUACAUGUUAUCUCUUAACAGAGAUGGUGCAAUUUAAAAAAUUCAAAGGGGCAUAGAAUCAGAAUGGGUGUGUUUGUACAUAUAUGUAUUGUGUAUAAACCUAAAUAUUCAUGCUUAAAUAUUUUUCAAGCUCUUCAAAUGUUUCACUCUCAACAAAAUAAAGGGCCAAUUCUGAGAAGAAACAUUUUGUGUAGUUAGCUUCACAGGGAAUGCUCGCAUUUGUUAUUUUGUUUUUGUCAUAUAUUUUGAAGCAUGUACAUAAUUGGUUUUUGCUUCUGGUAAUGAAUUAUUAGAAAAUGUAAGAUUUUGUUGUGAGCUGAAUGCUUUUGGCCCUCAGGUUUACCAUGUAAAUCUGGAUUUUGGUGUGAAAUCCCUCUGCCUGAGAUUUAGUACUUUUGAGUGAACUUUAUUGUUUUUAAAAUAACUUUUAUGUAACAUACAGAUUCAGUUUUUAUAAUAAAUAGCAAAUAAAAACAGAUUCAGUGUUGGAA
Messenger RNA from Bubalus bubalis (water buffalo), 8371 nucleotides. It is a transcript of the gene LRRC8B, whose product is annotated as leucine rich repeat containing 8 VRAC subunit B. The record is from RefSeq and is a predicted model, not a curated record. The transcript has 6 exons. Gene Ontology annotation, molecular function: protein binding. The coding region runs from base 871 to 3285 and encodes 804 amino acids. Lineage: Eukaryota; Metazoa; Chordata; Mammalia; Artiodactyla; Bovidae.